Molecule: messenger RNA, 4016 nt
Organism: Zootoca vivipara (common lizard)
Lineage: Eukaryota; Metazoa; Chordata; Lepidosauria; Squamata; Lacertidae
Product: protein mono-ADP-ribosyltransferase PARP12
Biological process (GO): positive regulation of type I interferon production; positive regulation of mRNA catabolic process; response to virus
Cellular component (GO): nucleus
Molecular function (GO): RNA binding; metal ion binding; NAD+ poly-ADP-ribosyltransferase activity
Source: RefSeq, a predicted model, not a curated record
AAGAGUCUCCUCCAGCACCAUAAUUCAAAAGCAUCAAUUAUUCGGCGAUCAGCCUUCUUUAUGGUCCAGCUCUCACUUCCAUACAUCACUACUGGGAAAACCAUAGCUUUAACUAUACGAACCUUUGUAGGCAAGGUGAUGUCUCUGCUUUUUAAGAUGCUGUCUAGGUUUGUCAUUGCUUUUCUCCCAAGAAGCAGGCGUCUUUUAAUUUCGUGACUGCUGUCACCAUCUGCAGUGAUCAAGGAGCCCAAGAAAGUAAAAUCUCUCACUAGAUUUUACUUUCUUGAAAUGUCACUACACAUGUUUAAAAAACCCUACUCUACACCCACAGUCAUGUAACAUGUGAUUUCAUAUUGGACUUUUGCGUUUACGACCCCUCCAGUACCAUGUGGUUAUAUUUACAGUGCCACAUUAAAAGGUGGGAAUAGGCAAUACAGAGAAGGCAGAAAGGCAAUCAGGUUACCUGCUUUAACUGUUUUAAAGCCGAUUCCCUCACCCUCCCGCCCCCAAGUCACAUGAGAACUGAAACUGAAGGCAAGCAGAACUACAGUAAUAGGAAGGAGCAGAAGGGCAUAGUACGGUAUACAGGUGUUUAAGUUGCUAGGGAGCUGCGUUUGGCUUAAGUUUCAAUUCUCCUGUGAGUUGGACUGGGAAAGGUGGAGCCUAAUCUGUGCAGGAAACCAAACAAGCUGUUUGUACUUAAAAGGAAGGCAGAUCAGAGAAGGAACAUGUCCGACGCUGCUGUGUGCAGUUUCAUCACAAAGAUCCUUUGCUCUGAAGGAGGAGGGUGCCUAGGCUUCAGUGAGCUCCCCUCGCUCUCGGGGUUGUCUGAUCACCAGCUAGAGGAGAUCCUGCAGGGUGCAGGGAAGGAAACGUUUCUGGUUGUCCCCCGGGACUCCGAGCGUCAGGUGCUGGCUGUGUCCCCAGUGCGGCUAUGCUCAAGGAACAGUUGUGGAGGAUGCGAACGCCUCCAUAUCUGCAAGAACUACACCAAGGGCCGAUGCUUCAGGCCUGCUUGUGGCAGAUGGGCAUGCAAGUAUUCUCAUGACGUUUUUUCAGAGGCGAACCGAAAAAUCCUGAAGGCUCAUGAACUUUCUGGGCUCAAUGAGAAUGAACUGCGUGUUCUCCUCCUCCAAAACGAUCAUUUUCUCUGGCCUGAUGUAUGCAAUUUCUACAAUAAAGGGGAUGGGAAUUGUGCCCAGCAAGAUAAUUGCACCAAGCUUCACAUUUGCCGGUAUUUCCUGAGAGGGCAAUGUAGGUUUCCUAAGUGCAAGAGGUCUCACAACCUUUUGCAACCAAAUGCUCUGAAGCUGUUGCUCGAAGAAGGAGUGGAUGACCGAGUGGCCUGGAACAUCCAGACAAUCUGUGAACACAAGACUGCUGUACUGUCCAGAGAAUUGGGUCCUCGCAAGAGUAAUUUCCCAAACGCAAGACCUGCAUCAAGUGGUGAAAAAUUAAGUGCAGAAAAUCCGAGAGAAGCCAGACUCGAGCAAUCAUCUAAUAUACGUAAUCUUAUGGACCUCAACCAAGGUGUUAAAGCCACCCCUUGUACUAAACCACCUCAGAAUUCAGAGAAGGAGAAAAGUGAUGAGAUAUGUCUUUUCUAUGUUUGGCGGUUUUGCAAAAAUAAAACUAACUGCAACAUGAUUCAUUACGAUAUGCCUUAUCGAUGGCAAGUGCAGACUGCAAAUGGUUGGAAGGAUUUGCCCCGAAGAGAGGAAAUAGAAAAAGCUUAUUCUGACCCAAGUAUUACCAGUACUUCGGAUCCAGAAUACAUCGAUUUCAGCACCAUGACCACUUCUAUGUCCCGUGUUCGACGUCUGUCCACCCCAUCAUCUGUCACCAAACCUCCUAAGUUUGUAAUGACGACAAAGUGGCUUUGGUACUGGAGGAAUGACCUGGGCCAAUGGACUGAAUAUGGGACACAGGGUGGACAACUCCAGGACUCCUUAGGUUCUGAUGAUCUGGAGAAUUUAUUUCUAGCAGUUCCAGAGGGUAGUAUCCAGUUCAAAGCUGGCUCCCAGCAAUAUGAGAUCAGCUUUAAAGAUAUGAAACAGAGAAACUUGCAGUAUCAAACCCAGAGAGAGGUUCGAAGACGCCCCAAGUUUGUUUCCUCUGAAGAUGUAAAGACAAAGAAGGGCCACACAAAUCAUGCUCCAGCGUCUAUUCCAUCCACAGACUAUCCAAACACCUGGGAUAAAUCUGCACUACCUGCAGUUGGGUACAAGGCUGUUGAAGUCAUCAAGAUGACUCCUGAAUAUACUAAGAUUGAGACUCUUUUUCAAAAGACAAUGAGCAAUUAUGUCAUCGAGAAACUAAAGAGAAUUCAGAAUCCGUCCCUUUGGCAAAUCUUCCAGUGGCAAAAAGAACAGAUGAAGAAGAAGAAUGGAGGAAAUACAGUGGAUGAGAGACUUCUGUUCCAUGGGACUAGUCCUUCUAGCUUGGAGGCCAUCUGCAGUGACAACUUUGAUUGGAGAAUCUGUGGAACCAAUGGAACAGCCUAUGGAAAAGGAAGCUACUUUGCCAGAGAUGCAGCCUAUUCCCACAACUACUGUCCACAUGAUGCAAAGGUGAAGACGAUGUUUGUGGCUCAGGUCCUGGUCGGUGAUUUUGUUGUGGGGAAUUCAGCAUAUACUCGUCCCCCAGAAAAAUCGAGUGGCACGAUCAACUGUUAUGACAGCUGCGUGAAUAAUUUGGCAGACCCAUCCAUUUUUGUUGUAUUUGAGAAGCCUCAGAUUUAUCCUGCAUAUCUGAUCUCUUAUCGUGAUGACAGACAGUCAGGUUACGUAUCCAUAACAAGAGGAAUGACCCCUGGGAGGAGCAACACCAGGGUGCAGCAGACGUGGGUGCCUUCAUCUGCCCCAGCUGCAACAUAUUAUGUCUCUCCUGUAUCGGUUUCUGCAGCCACAGCAAGUGCUGCAACUUCCACUCCCACAUACCACGCGAGACAAGUGGCUGCCAACAACAACAGAGAAGAAGAAAAGAAGUGUGUUAUAUCAUAGACAACUAGAUGGCAUUUUCCUUGCUGUUAUGUAUAAUUUACGUACUGAAGUCUUGUUUUGUAAUGAAUCAGAUUUUGGGGAAGCAAUAGGUCUCUUCGGAUAAGUAAGAAAUGGUGACAGUUUGUAUCAAGUAGCAGGGUUAAAAGACACUGCAUGAAGGUUUUACGGAAGCAAUAGAUCUCUUCAGAUAAGAAAUGCUGAAUCAUUGCUCUUGAAGAAGAUAGGAAUUAGAUAUUCAGUUUUUAUCAGUUGGCAGUGCUAAAGGACACUGCAUGGAAAAUCUAUUAUUUGGCAGAAUAUUUGGAUCAUUUGAUAUGUAUAUGUAUAAUUUGAAAUAUUUCAAGUGAUUUGAUUGGAUUUUUAAAGUGGAAAAUUUAAUAAAAAUGAUUUAUAAAAAUAAUAAUAAAGGACACUGCAUGGAUAAAAAUUGAUAGUCCAUUAUAGACGAAGCUGUAAAAUUGCAGCAUUUUUAAUGUAUCUUAACUGGUUUCAUACGUUAAAUAAAAAUAAGUUUAAAGCCAUUGGAAUGCUUAGAUUUCAAUGUCUUACGAUCUUUUAUGGAUUCAUGUGUUUCAUAUGUCGUAUGUCAAAUGUGGUAGGACACACUGAUAAUUAUUUCUGUCCUACUAGAUUGAUAUUAAUCUGCGUUGUACCAGGGAUAUAUUCCGAAUGGUUGUAUCGAAAGAAAUUUCUGUGCACUAUGGCACAGUACAACUUCCUGUCAAGUGUAAGACUUGGCUGGUUGUGAUUCUCUUUUAUUUCAUUGGCUUAGCAUAUGCUGUGAAAAUUAAUAAGUGGUGUUGGAUGGCAAAAGGUUUCUUCUCUGUACUAUUUUGGCUGAGCAGUAUUAUUAAGUGCCUUUGAUUGAUGCACGUAAUUAUACAUGAAAAAUAGUUUCCUAUUAGCAGAGCAGAAGACUUUUGACAUGAAACUUCUUGUCCAAAGGUGCUCAGCAACUUCGCUUCAGUGCACAACCCUGAUAGGAUGCAUAAAUAAAGACUACUGUAUACUUUU